UCACAUCCUAACAGGAGCAGAGAACAGGACACUACAGACGCUUUUUCAUUUCUCACGACAGGUACACGUCUGCCCUCAGCACAGAAUUUCAGCCAUCACUACAAUCAGUGUAUAAUGAAGACGCCAUUAUGGACUCUCCUGCUGAUGGGACUGUUUGUCCACGGACGCAGCGACUGUCAGAGAGACUGUCUCACCUGCAGCCAAAUCCUUCCCAAAGACCACGGCUUUGACACACUGGUCUGUAUGGUGGAAUGUCACGGCGCGGUUUAUCCGGGCCUCACGUGGGAGAGGUGUCAGACCGCCUUGGAGGAAGAGCCCCUGGCGUCCCUGUCCGUAGGGAACCCGAUGCCGAAAAGAGCCGAGGAGGAAGUGGAAACCGUCCUGCCGAUGGGUCAAUCUGACGGAGCUCUGACCUAUUCUGGAACCCUGCAAAGGUUCGACCACGUGGCAAGAGCUCUGGGUUUGGACGAACUCAACCAAGAGAACCAGAUCUCCCAGUUUAGCACGGCCGUCCAGCCUCAGUAUGAGCAGGAAGAACACGACGCUGCGGACUGGGAGAUAAAAAGCGACCAAGAAGGCGAACCAGUGAACCUCACCAAACGUUUCGGAGGGUUCCUGAAAAGCAAGUACGGCUACAGGAAGUUCAUGGACCCCGGCCGGUCUAUGCAGAAGAGAUACGGCGGAUUCAUAGGCGUCCGCAAGUCGUCCCGCAAGUGGAACAACCAGAAACGCUUCAGCGAGUUCCUAAAGCAGUACUUGGGCAUGACCACUCGCGCUAGCAAGUUCAACAGCGUGUCCACUGACAUCACCCGGCAGAACAAGGUGUGAGCGUCGCCGUGAGCGCUACGCUACAUUUCCACACUACACUUCCCCAGCAAAGCCUUCAUCUGUUAAUACACUUAAUUCACCUUCAUCAAAAAAAAAAAAAAAAAAAAAGACCUCUACAAAAUGGUAGCAAAUGUAAGAGUCCUUGUUUAGCCAAGAACGUUUUAUCAGGAAAUGUUAUUUCAUCAGUUAUCAGAAACGUGACUGUCGGAUGAUACUGGUACCAUGCUUCAGUGCAAAUAAAAAAUGCCAUUAAUAGUGGGAUCUGACAUUAACCUUAAUAAAGACUUUAAUCCCAUGAAAGAAAGCAAAAGUAAUGUUGGGGGUGUCUUAUCUUGGAAUUUGCUUUGCUAACUAUAUCUAUAUACGGUAUCUAGUGCCCUAGAUAUCCUACGUUCACAACUAGCAAGUCUCUUACAUUGCAUGUAAUUUGUCUCUUGUGGGCGUGGCCUGUCCGGUAAUUGUUUUUUUGUUGUUGUUGUUUUUUUUUUUUCUCAGAUGAGAAACGCUAUUCGCUAUAGACCGUUUCUAAAGUGAACUAGAUGAACGCAAAAUAAAUAACGCACUAAUCGGUGUGAAAAUCGAACCUCUUAGGCUACGUGCUAGCUUCUUUGUCAGAUUAGCAAAGCAAGCUAACUGUACUAGCUACGUACACUCGACGGAGGCGCAGACGGUCUCCGCUACUUCCUUCCCUGCUUUAUUUUUCUUUGUGAUAGGUUUUUCUUCGUAACGCGUGAUGAUCACGAGAGUUCACGUAUAGUUAAGGAUAAGAUGAAAGCGCGUAAUUUGUGCGCAAGGGGGAACAAAUCACAGGCAGGAAGUAAAGUUGUGAGCGCGGAACUGAAGGAACGUCGGAUCGCGCACGUCCGAGGAAUCGUCCGAGCCGAUCGUCGUGUCUCGUUUUGAAGCGAACCGAGAAGAUUUCAAGGCAAAUGGCGGCUGAAACGGCGGCUCGGUGUCGUGGGCGUAGCUAGGAAAUAAUUCCCCUUCAGGUUUAUCGCUCGCUCGUGUGAAUAUUCGGCGUACUCUCGAAAUCCCACGAUGCACUGCGAUAGGUUAGUGUGCAAAGAUACCCAAGGAGAUGCAGGACACCAAUAAUGCAUGCUGUAGUUUGUCGGGAACAGGACGUGCUUCGGAUACAAGGUGUACUCACUAAAGCUGGGAUCCCUGUACAAUCACGACUGUUUUUUUUUUUUUUAAUAUUCAUGAAUGAUUUAAAAAUAUAUAUCAUAAUUAAUAAUAAUAAUAACGUAAAUAAAUGCUACAUCGUCUAGCACUUCCUAUGAAGGUCAUAUUUCAUACAGUAUUUAUAGCACAUUCAUACUGUACAUCAUUAUACACAUCGUCAUAAUAUAAGUACUGAUGAAAAUACAUCAUGCUUUAUAGCCGUCCUCGUUACGCAUUAUGAAUCGUCGGCAUAAUGUCAGUAGUAGUUUAUAACACAUUAUAAUCCCUUUAAAUGAAUUAUACCAAAGAGUUUUUUUUUUUUUUUUAAAUCUAAAUUAAUGCUUAAAAUUGAUAUAGAGCUGCAGCGUAGAAAUUUCAGAGAAAUAAGACUCUUGUUGAUGUAAUAAAGAUUUUUGUUUACAUUAUAUCUCACAGAUAUAUACAUUAUAGCUUAUUAUACUUAGGCUAUAACAUCACAUGGCUGUCCAUGUAUAUCAAUCAAAUCAUCAUUGACUAAACAAACUAAAGCUGAAUUUCUUUGGCACACAUGGUGAUAUAAUGUGUUAUAAUCACUCCUUAUGAUGCAUUUUUAAUACAUUAUAAACACUGCUAUUAUAAACGUAUGCCUUUCCAUUAUAAAACACUGAUUAAAACAGUGUGUAUAACGCCCUGUGAUGCGUGUCAUGAAGUGUAACGUGUUACGAACGUAUUCAUAGGUCAGUCAUACUGUAUACGCGUACGUAUGGCCUUCGUGGAAAGCGUUAGCCGUCGUUCGGCGUUUCGUUUUUGCUGAAUGAUGGAAUAACAGGAGUUCUUGGUGGGACUGUAGUUUGUUAAGACGUCUAGGAGAAGCAAAAUUCUAGAAAUUUCCGCGAGGAGAGUAAGAUCUUUAUAUGCCGAUACACUCUUAGAACAGAAACGGUUCUUCGACGGUUCCUAGAUGAGUUCUACGUGGAGGAGGGACAAGCUGGAGAACCCUUAAGCGUUCUAGAUACGAACCACACUGACACCUAGAGGUCAUUAAGGCACGGCGAUCCGUCCUCCCUGCCAAUCACGAACACCGCUGUGUAAUCGGAUUCUUCAGUUUCACUGAUAAUACGGCGCCGAAAGUCCUCCGCAUCUGGUUUUUAUUUCCUUACCUCGGAAAAAAAGAAAAUCAUCAAAUACUUGUAAUUAUAUAUAAU
This is a messenger RNA of Ictalurus punctatus (channel catfish), 3176 nucleotides long. RefSeq names its product prepronociceptin a (gene pnoca). Gene Ontology annotation, cellular component: neuronal cell body; plasma membrane; dendrite. Lineage: Eukaryota; Metazoa; Chordata; Actinopteri; Siluriformes; Ictaluridae. The record is from RefSeq and is a predicted model, not a curated record. Gene Ontology annotation, molecular function: opioid receptor binding. The coding region runs from base 115 to 828 and encodes 237 amino acids. Gene Ontology annotation, biological process: neuropeptide signaling pathway; chemical synaptic transmission; sensory perception. The transcript is spliced from 3 exons.